Messenger RNA from Meleagris gallopavo (turkey), 972 nucleotides. NCBI's taxonomy places the organism in Eukaryota, Metazoa, Chordata, Aves, Galliformes, Phasianidae. The record is from RefSeq and is a predicted model, not a curated record.
UUUUAUACUUAUUGUGUUUUCCUGCAGGGAAGCAAAGGGCACUACAGAUAUCACUGGCAGAGCCACAAUGUCAAGCACAGCGGAGUGGACGAUAUGGUCCUUCUUUCCAAAAUCACAGAAGAUUCCAUAGUGGAGAACCUAAAGAAGAGAUACAUGGAUGAUUACAUUUUUACAUAUAUUGGCUCUGUAUUAAUCUCUGUGAAUCCUUUCAAGCAAAUGCCGUAUUUCGGGGAAAAGGAAAUUGAAAUGUACCAGGGAGCCGCACAAUAUGAAAACCCACCACAUAUUUACGCUCUUGCAGACAGUAUGUACAGAAACAUGAUUAUUGACAGAGAAAAUCAAUGUGUCAUUAUUAGUGGGGAAAGUGGUGCUGGGAAGACUGUGGCUGCUAAGUAUAUCAUGAGUUACAUCUCCAAAAUUUCAGGAGGUGGCCCUAAAGUGCAGCACGUGAAAGAUAUAAUUCUGCAGUCCAACCCUUUACUGGAGGCUUUUGGGAAUGCAAAAACUGUGCGGAACAACAACUCGAGCAGAUUUGGGAAAUAUUUUGAAAUCCAGUUUAGCCCAGGUGGAGAGCCAGAUGGAGGGAAAAUCUCCAACUUCCUACUGGAAAAGUCUCGAGUUGUAAUGAGGAAUCCUGGAGAGAGGAGUUUUCACAUUUUUUACCAGUUAAUUGAAGGGGCUUCUUCUGAACAAAAAAGUAGUCUUGGCAUUACCAGUAUGGAUUAUUAUUACUAUCUCAGUCUCUCUGGAUCUUACAAAGUAGAUGACAUCAAUGACAAAUCUGAUUUCCAAGAAACACUGCAUGCAAUGAGUGUGAUUGGGAUCUUUGCAGAGGAACAGACGUUGGUGCUACAGAUCGUGGCUGGAAUACUGCACUUGGGAAACAUCAGCUUCAAAGAAGUUGGCAACUAUGCAGCAGUGGAGAGUGAAGAGUGUAAGUACCUCUGGAAAUUCUGACAAGAAUGGGCUGAA